CUAAUGUACAUACAUAAUUUACAUGAAAUUUUUCAAACGUCAUUUUUGAUUUUUUCAUUUAUAAUGACAGUUAAACUCGUAAUAGUGUUAAACCAGCGGCAUUGUGUUUAUUCGAAUAUAAAAUAAACCUAAAAAUAUGUUAGUACUUUAUUAAUCUUCAAACAAACGAUAUUAGGAAAAAAACGUUUAGCGUUUAUAAUACAUAAUAAUUCAGUAUGAAAAUAGGAGUCCAUCCAUUGUCACAUAAUCCUGAUGAAGCUUAUAAGGAGAUAUCACAGCAGCAACAAACAUUUAAAAUAAAUGUUAGAACUCCUACGAUUGAUGCACCAGAUGAUAAGCUGCGUGUAGUCUGUAUGAGUGAUACGCAUUCUCUUACACAGCAUAUAAAAUUUGAUAUACCCAAUGGUGAUAUCUUCAUUCAUGCUGGAGAUUUUACGAAGUGUGGUAGUUUACAAGAAGUUCUUGAUUUUAAUAAAUGGAUCGGAAAUUUACCGCAUAAGUAUAAAAUAGUGAUAGCUGGAAAUCAUGAGCUUAGUUUCGAUCCAACAUUCACAAAUCCUUUUAGUAUGCAUACUUCUGGGGACCGUCAAAAACAUACAGGGACUAGUAUCAUUGACAGUAUACCUACAUUAGGAAUGACCAAAGAUGUUCUCGUAGAAGCCAUUCAAACAACCGAUAUUAGAAGUUAUUUAACUAAUUGCAUGUAUUUAGAAGAUUCUGGAGUCACUUUAUAUGGAAUUAACAUAUAUGGUACGCCAUGGCAACCAGAGUUUUGUAAAUGGGCUUUCAAUGUGCCACGUGGAGAACCAUGUCUUUCGAAAUGGAAUUUGAUACCAGAAAAUACAGACAUACUUGUAACGCAUACACCACCCUUGGGUCAUGGAGAUUUUUGCUGUAGCGGAGUACGAGCAGGGUGUGUAGAAUUGCUUUCUACAGUACAGAAACGUGUAAAACCAAAAUAUCAUGUGUUUGGUCAUAUUCAUGAAGGAUACGGUAUCUCUUCUGAUGGAAAAAUCAUUUAUAUAAAUGCAUCCACAUGUGAUAUUAAUUAUUUACCAAGUAAUCCUCCGAUAGUAUUUGACAUAACAUUACCACCUGGAUUUGAGAAGUAAUAAAUUAGUAAUCAAUAUACUUUAAUAUAAAAAAUGACCAAUUUGUAUUAUUGUUUUGUUUUAGA
Messenger RNA from Polistes dominula (European paper wasp), 1177 nucleotides. Its product is annotated as metallophosphoesterase domain-containing protein 1. The record is from RefSeq and is a predicted model, not a curated record. NCBI's taxonomy places the organism in Eukaryota, Metazoa, Arthropoda, Insecta, Hymenoptera, Vespidae. Gene Ontology annotation, molecular function: hydrolase activity.